UAGAAUAGGUCACAAAUGUCAUUCAAAACUCAUUCAGCUGUUUCUAGUACUCAAGUGCCAGCAUUGCGGGAACUGUUCAGAGCUGUAUAGGACCACGUACGCUAAAUAAAUCUAUUAAUCCAAGAUGGCACUGAUGGGAGUUCAGCUGGUGGUCAGCUUGCUGGCGGUCAGCAUAAUGCAGAAAAUGGCUCCGCAUUGCUCCUUCGCACGCUGGCUCCUGUGCAAUGGCAGUCUCUUGCGGUUCAAGCAUCCUUCAGAGGGAGAACUUUGUGCACUGGCAGGCAAGCAGAUGCCCAGCAAGACAGGCCGGAGAGACAGGAGGCAAAAUGGCCAUGGGGAGUCCAAGCCACUCACAGUUCCAAAGGACAUUGAUUUACACCUGGAGAGCACCCCUGUGAAUGUCAUCGAUGCUCUGGUUCUGCGGUUCUUCGUGGAGUACCAGUGGUUGAUCGACUUUGCCGUCUAUGCAAUGGGCAUCUAUCUCUUCACUGAGGGCUACUACUUUGUGGUGGAUGCCAGUAAAGAGGUCAACAUUGGGGUCAUCUGGUGUGUCCUGAUGGUGUUCUUCUGCCUGAGGACUCUGCAUGUGCUGAUGAGCCACUACUUCCGCUCAGACGAGGGCGGAGAGCGCUCCGUGUGCUUGGCGUUUGGCUUCCUCUCUCUGCUCGUGGCCAUGUUAGUGCUAGUGGUGAGGGAGGACUAUCUGGAGUUUGGCCUUGAGUCUGGUUUCACCAGUGUCUUUGAUAACUUUGAAGCCUUUGCAAAACAACAAGGAUUUGAGUGGUCCAUUCCUUUCACCAAACUGGGAGUGAAGUUAGGCUUGGCGUUCAUUUGUGCCUUCUUUGGAGCUCUGCUUGUUUUCCCUGGACUUCGCCUGGCCCAAACUCACUUAGACGCUGUACAGAUGAAUGCUAACAGGCCAAUCAUUCAAAUCCUUCUGCACAUCAGUUUUUUGUCCCCAUUGGUUAUACUUGUGUUGUGGAUCAAGCCCCUUGCUCGUGACUUUUUAGGAAAGGCUCCCAUGGGAAAGGCUUCAGUCACGUUGCUUUCCAGCUCGGCCUUCGACUCAGUGCGUCUGUGGACAAUCGUGGGGUUAUGUGUACUGAGGCUGCUGCUCACCCGCCACCACCUGCAGGCCUACCUGAACCUUGCCCAAAAAUGGGUGGAGCAGAUGAAGAAGGAGGCGGGUCGUAUUGCUGCUAUUGACAUUCAGAGAAAGGUGACCCGUGUGUACUGCUACCUGACUGUAGUAACACUACAGUACCUCAUCCCUGUUCUGCUUGUGCUGUUCUCAACCCUGGCCCUCAAGGCUCUAGGUGACUACUCAUGGGGGCUGGGGGCUGAGACUCCAGGUGUGACGUUGGCACCAGUUCUUCCCACUGCUCCUCCCCCUUUACCCAGGUCAGAAGAUGAGGAUGAUAUAGAGGACAUGGAGGAGGACAUCCAAGUCACUGUAGCCCACCUGGCCGAGGUCUUUUCUGCACUACGUUCCGUCCUCACCCCUGUCUUCUUCAGAGGGAUCUUUGCCUUCCUUACCUGGUGGGUGGCGGCCUGCCAGCUCAUCAGCAGCCUGUUAGGCAUCUACUUUCACCAGUAUCUCAUGCUGAGCUGAGCAACGCCCCCUGUGUGCAGGCUGUGUGCAUUGCGACAAGCUAAUCGAGAUCCUGAGGAGAACACUUGAGUUCCACCAACACAGACCAGGUGUGCCUCUGAAGGUUUGAUCUUGACUGGAGACCAUGAUGUGUUUGGUCUAAGACAAAGAGAAUGCUGAAGUAUUGAUCUGGAAGCAUUUUUAUUAAAACGGAUUAAUUUGUUUGCUACACAAGCCCUUAAAAUAAAUGGAGAAAGUGCAGAAGGAAAGUAUGAAAAAUGUUUUUGUCGAAUACUCUAUUACUACAAAUUGAAUCACUUAAUGAUUUUGAAGAACUUGCACUGUUUAUUCAAAAGUUCAUGUGAUGUAAUACUAAGUGCCUGGUAUCUCAGGGAUUUGUAAUCAGAAUAUUUCCUCUACCAGCACUGCACUAAUUAUAAACUGCUUACUUUGAUACUAUAGCUUUAAACACAGAGGCACACAAUAGCAGGUCGCUCAAACACUCCUGUUUCCCUCAACCUGAGUGCUGAUGUACUAAAUGUUUUGGCACUUGUGCAGUAUUUUAUCCAGUUUUGCUGAUUGCUCCAGAAUCAUGCUAAACAAACAAUCCAAUCAAGGUUUAGUAGAUUUGUUUUUCCCUGAGUAGUUGUAAUUUAUUUAGUUAUCCUCGUCCCAUUGAAUAAUCACACACCAAUUUAGUAUAAGGUGAUUUUGUCCAAGUUUGAACAGUUUUUAAAAUGAAAUGCAUGGUAUGACACAACUGUUUGACUGAGAGUGUGUGUUUUUAUUAAAAUUCAGAAUGCCUG
This is a messenger RNA of Ictalurus furcatus (blue catfish), 2397 nucleotides long. It is a transcript of the gene tmem161a, whose product is annotated as transmembrane protein 161A. Bases 125 to 1612 code for a protein of 495 amino acids. Lineage: Eukaryota; Metazoa; Chordata; Actinopteri; Siluriformes; Ictaluridae. The record is from RefSeq and is a predicted model, not a curated record. The transcript is spliced from 12 exons.